GCCCCUAUUCAGUCGCACGUGUGUUUUCUCCACUGUUUUGCUCUGUUUUGUCCAAGAAACAGUCAUGCCGGCUUUACAUACACUUCUAGACUUCCAGUUCGAACCUGGCGGCACCAAAAAUCCACUGAUUGACCAGCAGCUGUACCGUGACCUGUGUGACCUUGUGUCCCAGCUGGUACAGAACAGCAGCGCUGCUCCGCUGUCCUCCGUUUCCCUGGGAGACGCUGGGUCUCUGGACGUCUUCACAGCUGAGAACGGAAGCCAUGCGACCCUGCGAGUAUAUCCUCAGGGCUUGCUAACUGUGGAUGCUGAGAUGUGGGUAGCCGAGGGAGAACAGCCUGCCAUCACUGCAGAGCAUGUUGCAUCAACUCAGAAGAAAAUCAGUGAGCUUCUUGGCUGCAAUAAGUCUAAAAGAUUCCCGUUCAUCAAGCGCGGCGCCCGUGUGGACCCGUAUGUACCGACAGCCGACAACAAGCUGAUCGAGUAUGACUUUGACGAGUGUGUGUAUGAAGCCGACUCCCCCUACCAGAACAUCAAGAUAAUGCACUCUCCUCAGUUUGGAAACAUGCUGCUAUUGGACAACGAUCCUAAUCUGGCGGAGAGUGACCUGGCCUACACACGAGCAAUCCUGGGUAACGGUCGUGAGGACUUUAGCGGGAAAUCCGUGCUGAUUCUGGGGGGCGGGGAUGGAGGAAUCCUCCAUGAGCUGCGACAGGGAUCUCCCAAAUCUGUCAUCAUGCUGGAGAUUGACCAGCUGGUGAUUAAUGCAGCUGUUAAAUACCUGCGGGGAAUCUGCCACGACUCCAUGGACCAGCUCAAGGGGCACAACUAUGAGGUUUUAGUUGAAGACUGCAUCCCAGUUUUGGAGAAGUACGUACGGGAAGGAACCAUGUUUGAUUACGUCAUCAACGAUCUCACAGCUAUUCCCAUUUCUACACAGCCUGUCGGUGACUCUUGGGACUUCCUGAGGAAGAUUCUGGACUUCUCCAUGCAGGUGUUGAAGCCCACAGGCAGGUAUUAUACACAGGGUAACGGGGCCAACAUGGUGGACGCCCUGCGUAUGUAUGAGGGCCAGCUGGAGAAACUGUCCUGUAAAGUGGACUUCUCCAAAGAGACAGUCUGUGUGCCGUCCUACCACGAGCUUUGGGUGUUCUACUGCAUCUGGAAAGUGGAUGCAGCCAAUGGCUGCGAAGGGAAGGAUGCACAAGCAACCAAUGGGAGCACCUAACACAUCAUCAACUAACCAAUCAGAAACAUUCUUACAAAAUUUUACAGCAUAUAUCUAAGUAUAUAUGAUGACUUGUGUUAUGGUGGUAGACUUGCUUUGCAAGUUUUGUGAUUUAAAAAAUCUUUUCUUACAGCUAUAACCUUUAGCAUGCUAAGGUUGCCAUGUGUAGCAUUAAGUUUGUAUUGGUUAUUGGGUUAGACAGAAGGUUCAGUAUGAUACGUCGGUGAAGGUUAGACAUCCAGGUAAUACGAUACGCCCAAAAGUAGUUACUCAAGCAACUGGAUAUGAUUUUCAUUCAGACAU
Molecule: messenger RNA, 1531 nt
Organism: Branchiostoma belcheri (Belcher's lancelet)
Lineage: Eukaryota; Metazoa; Chordata; Leptocardii; Amphioxiformes; Branchiostomatidae
Product: spermine synthase-like
Exons: 11
Coding region: 65-1228 (387 amino acids)
Biological process (GO): spermine biosynthetic process
Molecular function (GO): spermine synthase activity
Source: RefSeq, a predicted model, not a curated record